Messenger RNA from Closterium sp. NIES-65, 1635 nucleotides. The record is from the annotation of a GenBank genome assembly. NCBI's taxonomy places the organism in Eukaryota, Viridiplantae, Streptophyta, Zygnematophyceae, Desmidiales, Closteriaceae.
AUGGGACGCGGGAAGAUCGAGAUUCGGAAGAUUGACAACGCGACGACGCGGCAAGUGACCUUCUCGAAGCGGCGAAAUGGGCUGCUGAAGAAGGUGCGCGGGGGGGUGCUGAAGAAGGUGCGGUGGGCGGAUGGGCGUGGUGGGUGCCGGAGAGAAGUGGGCGGAAGAGGAAGAGGAGGGGAAAUGGGGGAAAGGUUGGGUCCUGCGCGCUGCUCACUUCCCCUGCGCGGCGCCCAUCUCGGUGCACCCAUCCUGCUGCGCUGCGCCUGUCCCGGGUGCCCAUCCCUAGCGGCUAUCUCAUGCGCGCAUCCCAUGCGUCCACCCCCUGCACCUAUCUGCGCCCAUCCCAUCACUUGCGCCAUCCCAUGCGCCCAGUCCCUGCGCCACCCCUUGCGCCCACACCUUGCUCCCACCCCUGUGCGCCCACCCCUGUGCGCCCAUCCCUGUGCGCCCAUCCCUGUGCGCCCACCCCUGUGCGCCCAACCCCGUGCGCCGACCCCGUGCGCCCACCCCCUGCGCCCACCCCGUGCGCCCAUCCCCUGCGCCCAUCCCCUGCGCCACCCCGUGCGCCAACCCCGUGCGCCUACCCCUGUGCGCCCAUCCCUGUGCGCCCACCCCUGUGCGCCCACCCCUGUGCGGUCAACCCCGUGCGCCGACCCCGUGCGCCCACCCCGUGCGCCCACCCCGUGCGCCCAUCCCCUGCGCCCAUCCCCUGCGCCCACCCCGUGCGCCCAUCCCCUGGCGGCGUGGCAGGCGUACGAGCUGGCGGUGCUGUGCGACGUGGAGAUCGGCGUCAUCAUCUUCUCCGCCACCGGCAAGCUCUUCCAAUACGCCAGCACCAAGUCAGUGCCACGUCAGCACCCAGUCAGUACCAUGCUAGCAUUCAGUAUGACGCCCGCACCAAGUGAGCAUCACUCCUGCACCGACAUGGACGCCAUAGUGGAGCGGUACCGGCAGCUGGCGCUGGAGAGCGGCAAGGACCACCGCCCGCCGUGGCAGCAGCAGAACCCCCCUCAGAGCAUAGGCCUCGCCACGCCAGUGCAGCAGUGCAAAGAGCAGCCCGGCGAGCAGCAGCAAGCGAAGAAGCUUCAGCUGCAGCAGGUGGAAGCCAAGGCGGGGGCGGCGCCACAGGGAGUGCUGGUAUGCAGCCCUUGCCGCCCGCUCCAUGCUCCUCCCACCCCUCACUCCGUGCCUUCUUCCACCCCGUGCCUCCCUCCCUCUCCUCCCGUUUCCCCCCUCUUGUUCUUUAACCGUUUGCGUUUCCUUUCGCACGCACGCGUCCCUUCCUCUGCCUUCUUCUCACGUUCCAUCUCUCCUCCCUUCUUCCUCUUCUGCUCUCUCCCUCGCCAUUCAAAUCCGCCCUCCUUUUCCCGCCCCCGCCCUUCGCGUCCUCUGCGCGCGCAGGCACUCAAGGAGGCAGCAGAGCAACGAAAUGACCCGCGCGACUUGGUUUCAAGGCUGCGGGAUGAACAAUCAAGGGCGCUUGUUUGCCUGGACACGUCAGCAGAGUCGUUUGGAGGGCUGGGAUUGGAGGAGAUGAGGCGACUGGAGAAGCAGCUAGAAGACAGCCUUUCUCGACUACGAGAAAAAAAGGAGGAGUUGUUUGACCGCACCAUCUCGCACCUCAAGUCGCGC